Molecule: messenger RNA, 861 nt
Organism: Hirsutella rhossiliensis
Lineage: Eukaryota; Fungi; Ascomycota; Sordariomycetes; Hypocreales; Ophiocordycipitaceae
Product: metallo-beta-lactamase superfamily domain-containing protein
Exons: 1
Coding region: 1-861 (286 amino acids)
Biological process (GO): secondary metabolite biosynthetic process
Source: RefSeq, a predicted model, not a curated record
AUGACCGCCCCUCGACUUGCACCGUUGGCGGCCGUAGAACGCCUGAGUCCGGCGUGCAUUCGCAUCCUGGGCGGCAACCCGGGCAAGUUCACGCUCCAGGGCACCAACACCUAUCUCCUCGGCACGGGCAGGCAGCGCAUCCUCAUCGACACUGGUGAAGGCCGCCCGGCCUGGGUCGCCUCGCUCCAGGAGACGCUGCGGGAGGAGAAGGCAGGGAUCAAGGCCGCCCUCAUCUCUCACUGGCACCGCGACCACACAGGCGGCAUUGAUCAUCUGCUUCGCAUCGCCCCCGAAGCCGUCGUCUACAAGAACGACCCCGGCCCGGGCCAGUCGCCCAUCCACGACGGCCAAAAGUUCUAUGCCGAAGGCGUUACCCUAACGGCGACACACACGCCUGGCCACACACGAGACCACACCGUCUUCGUCCUGCACGAGGAGGACGCCAUGUUGACGGCCGAUAACGUCUUGGGCCACGGUACCGCCGUCUUCGAGGACCUGGCUGCCUACCUCGAAAGCCUGGACAAGAUGAGCGGCCUCUUCGGCGGGCGCGCCUAUCCCGGCCACGGGCCCGUGGUGGAAGACGGCCCCGGCAAGAUUGUCGACUACAUUGCUCACAGGAGACAGCGGGAAGAGCAGGUGCUGCAUACGAUGGGGGCCAGUUACAACCCAGAGGCCGAGACGAAAACGGCCUGGAGAGCCAUGGAUUUGGUCAAGUCCAUCUACAGCGACGUGCCCGACGAGUUGCACGAGGCGGCACGCGGAGGCGUAAUGCAGAUCCUCGUCAAGCUUGAACGCGAAGGACGGGUGACGCGAGAGUGCCAAGAUGAAUGGCGGCUGUUGAGACACGAUGCGACGUCUUGA